AUGGCUCAAUACGAUCUUCAGUAUUCCCAUCUGCUUCCAUCGCAUUUGGUUUUAGCAUCACCUUAUCAGCCCUCUCCAAAUCCCAUCUUGUCACCCCACACUGCAUCUCAGUUCCAAUCGUUCCCAUCAACUCCAACUUCGCCAAACCCUUACACCCCCUUGAAUGCUAGAUCGGCCACAGACCUUUAUAGCCCUAUUGCUGCGGCCGCUGCCCAAUACUCGCCUUAUUACUCCCCCAUCAUUGAUCAAAUCGACUCUGCUGGCCAGACCUCACGAACCGUGUAUCUUGGAAAUAUUCCUUCUGAUCUCACUGCUGAACACCUCCUCGACCAUGUCCAUUCAGGCGUUAUUGAAUUUGUAAAGAUAUUUACCGAGAAAAACUGUGCAUUCAUUUCGUUUCUCAACCACGCAUCCGCUUCACAUUUUUACUCAGACGCUGCUCUUCGCCAACUUUCCAUUAACUCGCAUGACAUCAAGGUUGGCUGGGGUAAAUCUUCCUCUCUCCCUGCAGCCGUUGCUCUUGCUGUAUCUCAAGACGGUGCAACGCGCAACGUGUACAUUGGGAAUCUCCCCGACGACAUCACCGAAGAAGAGAUUCGCGAAGACAUGUCUCAGUUUGGUGCCAUUGACACAAUAAAACUUAUCAAGGACAAAAAUAUUGGGUUUGUACAUUUUUUAAGCAUCAGCGCUGCUAUGAAGGCUGUCCAAAAACUUGCCUAUGAAGACACUUCUGACACAAAGUGGGCUACCCGCAAGGUCUUUUAUGGUAAAGAUCGUUGCGCGUUUGUGUCGAGGACCCAACAACAAAAUGCAGCCCAGUACCUUGGGAUUGCACCAGGCUACGAACACAUACUGGCCACUGCAGACCGCGACUUGAUUUCUUCUGCCUUGGCUCAACAGUCGGCCGCUGCGGUGGCAGUUGCUGCCGCUGCAGGAGGCACGGCCAAUGUUGGUAACCGUACACUCUACUUAGGUGCAGUUCACCCGGAAACCACGAUUGAGGAAAUAUGUAAUGUUGUGCGAGGUGGCUUGCUCCACAAUAUUCGCUACAUUCCUGAGAAGCAUAUUUGUUUCAUCACUUUUGUUGAUCCUACUGCUGCCGCCCAGUUUUAUGCUCUGGCCACGCUCCAAGGUCUUGCUAUCCACAACCGGCGCUUGAAGAUUGGGUGGGGGAAACACUCAGGUCCUCUACCACAGGCCCUUAUGAUGGCGGUGACGGCUGGUGCGUCUCGCAAUGUGUACAUUGGCAACAUUGACGAGAGUUGGCCCGAGUCGAAGUUGCGCUAUGAUUUUUCUGAGUAUGGCGAGAUUGAACAAAUCAACUUUUUGCCCGAAAAGUCGUGUGCCUUUGUCAACUUCACAAACAUUGCCAAUGCCAUCAAGGCCAUUGAUGGUAUUAAGGAAAAGGAGGAGUAUAAGCAGUUUAAGAUUAAUUUUGGCAAGGACCGAUGUGCUAACCCGUCACGUCAUUUACUGCAACAGCCAGCUUUGGCCCAUGGUCAUGUUGCUUCGUCUCAAAGCACUGUGACUACGCCUACCUCAUCGACCUCUGUUACGUUUGGUGCUCUUGGUGGGCACCCAGCUAGUGCGUUGAUGUUUAACCCUGCUGCGUUAUCGCCAUCUUCUGCAUCUAUUCCAUCUACGCCGACCGAUGGCACUAGACCAUCGUCUGAAUCGUCUGUUGUCUUGGGUGAUGUGUCAUCGUCAGUAUUGUCAACACCUGCGUUGGCUUCAUCUGUGACUGCAUCUACAGCGGGCACUGGUGGCAGCAACACCAGUGGCAGCAACUCGCCGGCCAAGGGGUCACCGGUGUACCACUUGCCUACCUCGUUGAACCUACUUCACAGCAACGGGUCCACAGCGUCAUCGCUGUUGGGCGGGUACCCGAACUUUUUUUAUAGUGCGCGGGCAGGUGGGCCUGUUCCAGCUGCGGUUUCGGCCUCCAUGCAUUCACCUAAUAUUGCCACCACGGGAUCAUCAAUCAAGUCACCGGGAGGAGGGUACACUAACUACCAUCACAGUUUCCGCGGGGCGGCAACAUCGUACUAUGUGCCCUCGCCAACGAGUGAGACAAAGAAUUCUGAAGAAGCAGGAGCAGGGGCUGAUGAUGAAGGGGAAGGGUCUGGAGGACAUCAUUAUCAUUCUUCAAAACGAUUGGAGAAUAGUUAUCGGCGCGGAGGUAAUGCUCGUGGGACCGGAGGUGCCUCGGGGAAGCGCGUGAAUGGGGUUGGAGCUGCGACAGCGGUGGUCUCAUCGCCAUUGUCGAAAAAGCCACAAUCGCUUGGGGUUGGGUCUACUCCAUCUUCGUCAAGUUCAUUGGCAUCUGAUGCGACUACUGCUGUUGAUAGUGAUAACGGAGGGGCUACUACGGUUGUUGUUGUUGAUGGUGGAGAAAACAUAACACCCAAGACCCCUGCAUCACCUUGGAAAAGAGGUCACCGGGCGGUUGCUAGCAAGGAUUACAAAGUGAUUAACCAGGAGGAUGCGGCAGCUGCAGCAGCCGAAGCGGCCAAGGCCUUUGGGUUGUAA
Molecule: messenger RNA, 2529 nt
Organism: Magnusiomyces paraingens
Lineage: Eukaryota; Fungi; Ascomycota; Dipodascomycetes; Dipodascales; Dipodascaceae
Exons: 1
Coding region: 1-2529 (842 amino acids)
Biological process (GO): mRNA splicing, via spliceosome
Cellular component (GO): cytoplasmic stress granule
Molecular function (GO): mRNA binding
Source: RefSeq, a predicted model, not a curated record